AUGUAUUACGACUGUAGAUACAUAUCGCCUUGUGAAGCGGCAUGGAGAAUUUUAGGAUUUGAAAUACAAUAUCGCUAUCCUCCAGUAGAGCGACUCAGCUUUCAUCUACCGAAUGAACAACGCAUAUACUUUGAUGAAGAAGAUCCGAUUGAUGUUGUUAUUGAUAAGCCUACAGUAAAACAAAGCAUGUUCCUAGCCUGGUUUGAGGCAAACAAAAAAUAUCCAGAAGCUAGACAAUUAAUUUAUGCAGAGAUGCCAAUGAAAUUCGUUUGGAAACAAUCAACAAGAGAAUUUGUACCAAGACAAAGGGGAUUCUCAAUAGGACGAGUUUUCUAUGUUCCCCCUGGUAGUGGUGAAAUGUACUACUUGAGAUGUCUCUUGAAUGUGAUGCGAGGUCCUACAUGUUAUGAAGAUUUAAGAAUAGUCAAUGGAGUAAUAUACAGUACCUAUCGCGAUGCUUGUUAUGCACUAGGACUACUAGAGGAUGACAAAGAAUAUGUUGAUGCAAUUGUUGAAGCAAGUCAUUGGGCAUCUACUCAAUCCUUGAGAAAUUUGUUCACCACAUUGUUAUCCUCAAAUUCUCUAAGUCGUCCUGAAGUUGUUUGGGAGAAAUGUUGGACACAAUUGUCAGACGACAUUUUGUAUAAACAACGAAAAAUAUUAGGUUACCAAGAUUUGAUCAUGACUGAGGAAGAAAUAAAGAACCAUGCAUUGGUUGAGAUUGAAAAACUAUUAACAAGAUGUGGGAAGAGUCUGCGUGAUUUUGCACAAAUGCCACUUCCAGACAUUGAGUGGGCAUCCAGUUCAAUAAAUCGGAUGGUGCAAGAUGAGUUGAGAUAUGACAGAAUAGAAAUGCAUGAAGAGCAUACAAAAUUGAUUUCCAAUCUAACAACAGAACAACAUGUUGUUUAUAGCACAAUAAUCAGUGCUAUAGACGCAAAUUUAGGUGGCAUUUUCUUCGUUUACGGUUAUGGAGGGACUGGAAAGACAUUUGUCUGGAGAACAUUGUCAGCAGCAUUAAGGUCAAAAGGAGAUAUAGUACUCAACGUUGCUUCAAGUGGUAUAGCUUCGUCACUACUACCUGGUGGCAGAACUGCUCAUUCAAGGUUUGCAAUACCACUAAAUCCAAAUGAGGAUUGUACAUGUAACAUCAAUCAAGGUAGCGAAUUAGCUGAACUCAUUGUUAAAUGCAAACUUAUAAUUUGGGAUGAAGCGCCAAUGAUAUACAAACAUUGCUUUGAAGCUUUGGGUAGAAGUUUGCGUGAUAUAUUGCGUUUCAAUAACCCACAAGGGCUAGACGUACCUUUUGGAGGAAAAACAGUUGUGUUUGGUGGAGACUUCAGACAAAUUUUACCAGUUAUACCAAAAGGAACUAGGCAAGAUAUUGUGCAUGCAACAAUAAAUGCAUCUUACCUAUGGAGGUAUUGUAAAGUCCUACGCUUGACAAAGAAUAUGAGGCUCCAAAACUCAUCCUCAAAUAAUGUUUAUGCACAACUGAAACAUUUUUCUGAAUGGAUUGCAAAAAUUGGAGAUGGCAAAAUUGAGGGGCAAACAGAUGAAUGUGAAUACAUAGAGAUACCUGGACAAAUACUCUUACAGUAUUCUACAGAUCCCAUUAACGCAAUCGUGGAAAGCACGUAUCCAUCAUUCUCAAGUAUAAUUGAUGAUCCAUCGUACUUACAAAAAAGGGCAAUAUUGGCACUAACACUUGACGUGGUACAUUCUAUAAAUGAAUAUAUGAGUUCUUUAAACAUGUCUAAUGGAAUUACAUAUUUGAGUUGUGAUAGUACUUGCAAAUCUGAUUCUAAUGUUGAUAUGUUAGCUGAUGUUCACACUCUAGAAUUUUUAAAUGGAAUCAACUAUUCAGGUGUACCCAAUCAUGCAUUGACAUUGAAAGUUGGCACUCCAGUUAUGCUAUUAAGAAAUAUUGACCACUCAAUUGGUUUAUGUAAUGGCACAAGAAUGGUAAUUACUAAACUUGGAAACCAUGUUCUAGAAGCAAGGAUAUUGUCUGGAAGCAGUGCAAGUGAGAAAGUACUCAUACCAAGAAUGUCACUUACUCCAUCAGACUUGAGGUUGCCGUUUAAAUUUCAAAGAAGACAAUCUCCAUUAAUUGUCUCAUAUGCAAUGACAAUUAAUAAGAGUCAAGGACAAUCGCUUUCUCAUGUAGGCCUAUUCUUGAAAAAACCUGUCUUUAUUUCUAGGCCUGUCUUUAGUCAUGGACAAUUAUAUGUUGCAGUUUCUAGGAUCACUACUCCAGAAGGGCUGAAAAUAUUGAUUUGUGACAGUGAAAGCACCAGAAAAACUUCAACAGCAAACAUUGUAUACAAGGAAGUUUUUCAGAAUUUGUAA
This is a messenger RNA of Ipomoea triloba (trilobed morning glory), 2352 nucleotides long. Its product is annotated as ATP-dependent DNA helicase PIF1-like. NCBI's taxonomy places the organism in Eukaryota, Viridiplantae, Streptophyta, Magnoliopsida, Solanales, Convolvulaceae. The transcript has 3 exons. The record is from RefSeq and is a predicted model, not a curated record. Bases 1 to 2352 code for a protein of 783 amino acids. Gene Ontology annotation, molecular function: DNA helicase activity. Gene Ontology annotation, biological process: DNA repair; telomere maintenance.